Messenger RNA from Gracilinanus agilis (Agile Gracile Mouse Opossum), 2124 nucleotides. RefSeq names its product contactin-3-like. Lineage: Eukaryota; Metazoa; Chordata; Mammalia; Didelphimorphia; Didelphidae. The record is from RefSeq and is a predicted model, not a curated record. The coding region runs from base 1 to 2124 and encodes 707 amino acids. The transcript is spliced from 15 exons. Gene Ontology annotation, biological process: brain development; cell-cell adhesion. Gene Ontology annotation, molecular function: cell-cell adhesion mediator activity.
AUGAUAAAGGAUAUAGAAGCUGCUGUGGAAGACAACUUAUACUGGGAAUGCCGGGCAAGUGGUAAACCCAAGCCAUCAUACCGAUGGCUGAAGAACGGAGAUGGCCUGAUAGUGGAGGAAAGAGUGCAGAUAGAUAAUGGGGCUCUUUCAAUAGCAGUCCUAAAUGUGAAUGAUUCCGGCAUGUAUCAGUGCAUAGCAGAAAAUAAACAUGGGCUCAUCUAUUCCAGCGCAGAACUCAAAGUUGUUGCAUCUGCUCCAGACUUUUCUAAGAAUCCGAUGAAGAAGCUGAUUCAGGUUCAAAUAGGCAGCCUGGUUAUAUUUGAUUGUAAACCAAAGGCAUCUCCCAAGGCACAUUGCUCUUGGAAGAAAGGAGAUGAAAUACUGCAAUCAAGUGAAAGGACAGCUAUUUUAAAGGAUGGAGGACUCCAGAUAGCCAAUGUAACUAAGUUGGAUGUUGGAACUUAUACUUGUAUAGCUGAGAACCAAUUUGGGAAAGCAAGCAGCUCUACAAAUUUAGUGGUUACAGAGCCCACAAGAAUAACAUUGGCACCGUCCAACAUGGAUGUUUCUGUUGGAGAAAGUGUGAUCCUGCCUUGCCAAGUUCAGCAUGAUCCCCUUUUAGAUAUCGUGUUUACUUGGUAUUUUAAUGGAGCCAUCACAGAUUUUAAGAAAGAUGGAUCUCAUUUUGAGAAAGUAGGUGGGAGUUCUUCAGGUGAUUUGAUGAUUCGGAACAUUCAGCUCAAACACAGCGGGAAAUAUGUUUGCAUGGUACAAACAGAAGUAGACAGUGUUUCAUCUGCAGCAGACCUGAUAGUAAGAGGUUCUCCUGGGCCACCAGAAAGUGUAAAGGUGGAUGAAAUAACAGACACCACGGCCCAACUGUCCUGGAAAGAAGGUACCGACAAUCAUAGCCCAGUCACCUCCUACGUCAUUCAAGCUCGGACACCUUUCUCAGUGGGCUGGCAAAUAGUUACAACAGUGCCUGACAUCAUCGAUGGAAAAAUGUUCACAGCCACAGUGGUGGACUUAAAUCCUUGGGUGGAAUAUGAAUUCCGUGUUGUAGCCAAUAACAAAAUUGGAGGUGGGGAACCAAGUUUACCCUCAGAAAAAGUAAGAACUGAAGAGGCAGUUCCAGAAGUACCCCCUUCAGAAGUAAGUGGAGGAGGUGGAAGUCGGUCAGAACUGGUGAUCACUUGGGAUCCAGUCCCCGAGGAAUUACAGAAUGGUGAAGGUUUUGGCUAUGUUGUUGCCUUCAGACCUCUCGGUGUUACCACGUGGAUCCAGACGGUGGUUACAUCUCCCGAUACACCAAGAUAUGUUUUUAGGAAUGAAAGUAUCCUCUCUUUUUCACCCUAUGAAGUAAAAGUUGGUGUCUAUAACAACAAAGGUGAAGGGCCAUUUAGCCCAGUGACAACUGUUUUCUCUGCAGAAGAAGAACCUACAGUAGCUCCAUCUCAUGUCUUGGCCAGUAGCCUCUCUUCGUCAAUAAUUGAAGUUUCCUGGGAUGCCAUUCCUUGGAAAAUGAGCAGCGGGCGGUUACUGGGUUACGAGAUUCGCUAUUGGAAUAAUGGAGGCAAAGAAGAUUCAUCGAACAGAGUCAAGGUCAUGGGGAAUGAGACAUCGGCCCGACUCCAGGGCCUGCAGAGCAACUUAGUAUAUUAUACUGCUGUCCGAGCAUACAACAGUGCUGGGACUGGGCCUUUCAGUGCCACUGUGAAUGCAACCACAAAGAAAAUGCCACCUAGUCAACCACCAGGGAAUGUUGUCUGGAAUGCCACGGAGUCUAAGGUGUUAAUUAAUUGGGAACAAGUUAAAGCGAUGGACAAUGAAUCCGAAGUAACUGGAUAUAAAGUGCUUUACAGGACAAGCAGCCAAAAUAAUAUGAAUAUACUGAACACCAAUAAAACUUCGGCUGAACUUUUGCUGCCUAUUAAUGAAGACUAUAUUAUUGAGGUAAAGGCAUCGACGGAUGGUGGAGAUGGCACUGGCAGUGAGCAGAUCAGGAUCCCAAGGAUAACAAAUAUGGAUGCAAGAGGGUCUGGUUCAGCAGUCUGGAAUGCCUACCCCUUCUUAUCAAGCUGCAUAACCAUACUACCCGUAUUUCUUGUGAAGACUCUUUGGUGA